Molecule: messenger RNA, 2025 nt
Organism: Fusarium keratoplasticum
Lineage: Eukaryota; Fungi; Ascomycota; Sordariomycetes; Hypocreales; Nectriaceae
Exons: 1
Coding region: 1-2025 (674 amino acids)
Source: RefSeq, a predicted model, not a curated record
AUGAGCUCCGCCGCUCCAGUGUCGUUCAAGGCUUACCAGCCGUACGCCCCCGAGGGUACGACCUCAACAUCUGACACGGAACCAUUCCCAGCUUCAAUAGACUUUAGGCGACGUUCAUACAUCACGACUUCGUCAUCCAACACAGAUUUACCGACAUUGCGAAUUCAGCACGAUGAGGGACACCACGUAAAACAACAGCCCCCUAAGCUACAUAUAAACACCGGCAGCAAUUCACUAGUUCCCUCAGGCUCAAGGCCUCGUGCUGUCUCAUGGAGCCCUGGCAUGAGCCCAGAAGUCGACAAAGCCGGUCACGAUGCUCUUAGCUUUCUGAAUGCUCACGUCUCCGAGUUCCGAGAACGUCCCCGGUCUGGGUCAGAGCUGCCCAAGACGAUAACACGCAAGGAACAAGUUCAAACAAAGCCCCAAUCGACCGCGGUGCCAUUGAGCUUGGUUCCUGGAUUCAAUACCCCGCCUCAGAGCCUAGCUAUUGGCCAUGGGGCUCGCGAACGGGCACAUUCGACAACUUCAUCAACGGACGGAACCCGUGACCACAAGGACGAAACUGCUCCCUCAGAUCUGCAAUCUUUACUAAUCGCCGAACUGGAGGGAGAAGUUGGCGUCGCCUUGAGUCGCCCUUCGUCCGAAAAGAACUUUGUGGCAUGGCCUGGACCGGCGCCCUCUAGUCUUGGAGUGACAAGCUCCAAAGACCACAGGAAGAGCUGGAGCUACUACCAGUCAAUCCCAACCGACUCUACGCCGGAACAGACUGUGGACAAGGCCUAUUUUCCUUAUUCCAGUGCGACACAGGCACCGUCAAUGGCGGCUUCGACAAAGACCUUCCAACCUUUCAAGCCUGCCCAGCCCCAGAUAGCCCACCCACCCAGCAUGAUACCCGGGCUUGGAGGUCUGAACACUGGGGCUUUCAAUCAGACCAACUAUAGAUACUCGAUGCCCGCAGGCGGCAUCACGGUCCAGUCCAACAACAGCAUGCCCUCCUUAUUGGGCCUCGAAGGCUUCGAAGCCUCGUCAGUUUCCCAGCAUCUUCCCCCCGAGCGACCAACAGCACCACACCGCCGUGUUCCCUCAUUUCAAAAGUCCACACCUCCCGUUUCGAAACCUGCAACACCCGAGAGCUUUCCGUCAAGCGGGCAUGGGUCGCCAUUCGCCAGGCCAAUGCAGCAACAGCAGCCACCGGAGGUCGAGGUCGAGCCGCCUUCCGCUAUCGAGCCCGAGGCCCGUAUAGACACCAACCUGGCGGCACUGGCACAACGGAAGCGACCAGUCUCAGCCCCGAUGGCAGGUCUCCCUAUGGUUCUUCUUCCUGGCCAUAUGCAAGGUGCUCCUACCGCCAGUGCCCCUGGUUCUGGAAGCGUGCCCGCCGCGGAGCAGAGAGCCAAGGCCGAGGAUUGCAAGGAAGAGAAGACAAAGUCAGAGCAAAGCAACAACCCUUCAUCCACUCAGCAGGGUGGCAAGGUCGAUCGUGCUGCUGUACUUGCAGCUGGUGGAGGCCUGGGAUAUCUCGUUUCCUCUCAACUUCGUCGGGUGGACACAGAAGAUAUGCAGCCUGCGAACACCGUGCUUCACCAUCAGAAUGUUGAGCAAAGCCAGCAAGUCAGGCAGCAAGAGGGUACUGCUAAGACUAACUGGCAGCCGGCUACUGUUUUCGGUCAUUCGGGACACUCAUCCUCCCAGCCGAUGCUCCCUGAGCUCGACCUCUCUGAUCUAGAGUUGGAUCUCGAGCCGUCAAGGACCUCGAAGGGCGCAUCACACAACCAACCUAUGCCCAACAACUCCAAAUAUGGCAAGUCUACUCGUGAUAUGGACGAUGAGACAUCUGAUUACGAACACGACGGCGAUGAUUCAGACGAUGAAGAUGACGGUCGGCCCAGCCGCCCCAAUGCUGUGCGCCUCAACACUCAGGAUAAUACUUACUCACCAGCGCGGUGGGAGAAUGAGGAAGUGGAUUAUGAAGGAUCGCAGUAUUAUCGACGAGCUGCGUCUUGGCGAUCUCAUGUAGGAAAAUAA